AUGCCCCAUUGGGGAAGACAACCUGGUGUUAAGAGCAUCAAAAGCCAUGGGCAGCGGGAGAAAAGUGUGGCAUUUGAGAUCGAGAGUGACAAUACAGAUGAGGAGGAAAUGAACAUUUUGGCCGCAAGAAAUCAUAACGCAGGGAGAGCUGCAUUAUCUGAAAAUAAUCUACCACAUCACAGAUCCGGGAAGAACAUUAAAAGAGGAACGAACGAAUCCAUAGAAACUUCAGACUCGUGUAUAAGUCUAGCUCAACAGACAUCGAGAGAAAGACAAAGUUCACAUUUACAGUCUGCGCUUUCCCGAAUACGUCGAGCUCAGGAGAAGGGAAAGAACGAUGUCAAACUCAGCAAGGAAGAGCUAAGUGCUCUAGAAAAAAGAAGGAAGCAGCUACAAAAUACCGCAAGGUCGAAGGAUUACCAAGAGAGUGAAAGCGAAGAUGAGCAGAGUAGAACAAUUGCAGUACCACUUUCAUCAGCCAUUAUAUCAGAGCAAAGCGCAUUGGAAUAUCAACGAAGAGAUAAAUUAAGAAUUAGUGGGGGCUCAGAAUCGAAGUCAGCUUCUAGCUCACACAGUUCCAGCAAAAUCAUCAAAGGCCCGGAUGGGAAAUUAUACGCUCCGUUGGAGAGCUUGAAUCAACUCCAAAGUACACACCGAUCUUUUGCACCUUGCUUUAAUGAGACCAGCUCAUCGUUUACUGACCAGGCUGGCUUCAUACGAAAUACUUCUGAUGAUGCUCGACAAACCUUCUCAAAUGGAUCCUACUCGUCGAAAUUUGACCGCUCUCCUAUCUCUAGCACUUACCCAAGCCACAGCGACGAUCCCUUCAGCCAUUCGAUGUCUUCGAACGCCUCUGUUAAUCUUACUCAUCGGAGCGCUCCGCAAACUUCUCUGGGCCUGCCCGAUAUUCCAUUCUCUCCUUUUCUCCGCAGCCAUACUUCUUCGUACCAUAAUGAUACAUCAGAUAUAAAAAAACAACGUGUGAAGGGUCGUGAAACAGAGGAAUCUUUAGACAAUGACUUCGAUUACGCAAAGGAAGAAAUAGGACAGUCGAGUGAACAAGAGUUUGCUAUGGACCAAACUUCACAGGGAACCCCGCCCACUCGAAGAUCGACAAGAAAGCGAAGACCAGUCAAGGGAUUUUCAUAG
Messenger RNA from Blumeria graminis f. sp. triticale, 1149 nucleotides. NCBI's taxonomy places the organism in Eukaryota, Fungi, Ascomycota, Leotiomycetes, Helotiales, Erysiphaceae. The record is from the annotation of a GenBank genome assembly.